This is a messenger RNA of Pleurotus ostreatus (oyster mushroom), 4227 nucleotides long. RefSeq lists its product as uncharacterized. Gene Ontology annotation, biological process: transmembrane transport; carbohydrate metabolic process; N-glycan processing. The transcript has 16 exons. Lineage: Eukaryota; Fungi; Basidiomycota; Agaricomycetes; Agaricales; Pleurotaceae. The coding region runs from base 1 to 4227 and encodes 1408 amino acids. Gene Ontology annotation, cellular component: glucosidase II complex. Gene Ontology annotation, molecular function: alpha-glucosidase activity; carbohydrate binding; transmembrane transporter activity. The record is from RefSeq and is a predicted model, not a curated record.
AUGUCGGCGACGACCAAACUCGAUAGCUCAGGUUUACCUCUCAUCCCUCAGCCGACAGACUCACCUUAUGACCCGUUGAAUUAUCCAAACUGGUUGAAGUAUCUGAUACUUGGCCAAAUUUCCACUCUUGCCUUUCUCGCGACUCUGAAUGUUGCAAUCAUCAAUCCUGCAGUAGUCCCACUUUCUGAGGAAUUUGGCAUCGCACCUGUGACAGCGACGUAUCAGACCACCGUCGCUAUUGGCACGAGUUCGCUAGGCCCUCUGAUAUUCACGCCUUUCGCCAAUGUGUACGGCCGGCGUCCUGCAUACCUCUUUGCAGUCCUAGUUGGCUUUGCGUCCGCUGUGGCGUCUGCGACCUCCACUAGUUACGGUGGCAUGAUUGCCGCGCGAGCGAUAAACGGGUUUGGGCCCAGCGCAGCUAUGGGGCUUGGAGCUGGGACGGUUGUUGAUGUGUUCUACAUGCAUGAGAGGGGAAGGGCUAUGGGGGUGUUUACUUUGACGAUGACGAAUGGGGCGCACCUUGCACCAAUCGUUGGUGGAUAUGUUGCACGUAAUCUUGGGUGGAGGUGGUGCUUCUGGGUCGGCGCUAUACUGAACGCUGCUAUGUUUGUGAUAUGUCUCUUUGCCUUGCCUGAGACCCUGUUCGACCGUCCACUCACUACCGGACUAGAUGAGAAUCUCGCUGGUUCGAAAGGCGAGGUCAUUCAUGUGGAAUCUGACACGAAUGUGCGGCAAGAACCGUACGCUUCUCCUCCCAUGUCGUGGAGGACGUAUGCGAAUCGUCUUUGCCUAUGGGAUCUUGAGCGACCGACAGGCCGACGAAUGGAGGCCUCGGACUUCGUCGUCAAACCGCUAAGCAUGUUGCGCUACCCGUCGGUCGCAUUUCCGGCUCUGUUCUAUGCUGUCACGUACGGAUUUGCUUCCAUCGAACCGGCGUUGACGCUGGCUCCCAUAUUUACUCGGCUGUAUCACUUUGAUACCGUUAAGAACGGGUCGCUAGGGGAGCUUUGCUCUGGGCCUGUUACGGAUUACAUGAUGCGAAGGGCUCGACAACGUCAUCAGGGCGAUGGCGAACCACCCGCAGAGAUUCGUCUCCAAGGAAUAUGGACGGGGGCGAUCGCCGUGCCUGUUGGUCUACUCAUAUGUGGGUGCCGAAUACCCCUCGCAGGGGGAGACCGUAGCCUCGCUUACUUUUUCUGUGUUAUAGAUGGAUUCACCGUUCAGUUUUCCAACACCUUCGUCGCUCCAUGCAUUGGGAUGGCGUUGGCCUGUUUUGGCGAACGGCCUGUGGCUUGGUCGGGGAGUAUGUACUCUUUGAAGCUUCUAGGUGCACUCGUUCUACUCAUAUCUGUCCCUCAAACAUUUGCUGUCAAGUCCCACGACUUCAAGACAUGUUCUCAAGCAGGUUUCUGUCGCAGGGGCCGUGCGCUAGCCUCACGCGCCAAAGAAGCAUCGUCCUGGGCAUCGCCGUACUCGAUAGACCUCUCCACCAUUGAAAUCGCUCAUGACUCGGCCAAGUUCACCGCCCAAGUCAAGUCAUCUCUGUACCCCGACGUCAAGUUUGGUCUUGACGUUCGACUUCAUACGGAUGGCGUUGUACGCGUCAGAAUGGACGAGAUCAAUGGCCUGAAGAAGCACUACGACGAGGCAGCAUCGUGGGCGUUGAUAUCAGAACCCGAAGUUAGCAAGAGCAUGAAGUGGUCAGUCGGGAAGACAGAAUUCAAGGCCAAGUUCGGAGAGGGACAAGAAUUCGAGAUAGUGGUCCAAUUCAAUCCCUUGAAGAUCGUUCUGCUUAAAGAAUCGAAGGAACAAAUCGUGUUGAACGGCCAGGGACUCCUACACAUGGAGCACUUCCGGUCCAAGAAGGUGGAAGCUGGAGGAGAGCAGAAGCCUGAAGGGUCUGAAGGCGUGGAAGACGCUCAAACGGUUAUUAAGGUCCAACCAAACGCGUGGUUCGAGGGCGAGGACGAGGACGCGUACUGGGAAGAAACAUUUGGCUCAUGGACCGAUUCAAAACCCAAAGGACCUGAGUCUUUGUCUAUUGAUAUAUCAUUUCCCAACCAUGCAAAUAUCUAUGGCAUACCGCAGCAUGCGACACGCUUGUCCCUUCCCUCUACCACGGGCGAAUCGCCUCAUUUUGAGGACCCAUAUCGCCUAUACAACACAGAUGUCUUCGAAUAUAUCGCAUCAUCACCAAUGUCCCUCUACGGCUCCAUCCCUAUCUUGCAUGCUCAUUCUGCUGACUCAACCGUCGGUAUAUUCCACGCCGUGGGCUCGGAGACAUGGAUCGACGUAUCUCAUGCGACCGACAAGUCUACAGAGACUCACUGGAUCUCCGAAUCCGGCAUCCUCGACAUAUUCCUCAUGCCAGGGCCUACUCCUGCUGACGUCUUCGCUCAGUACGCAAGACUCACUGGAACACCUGUCCUUCCUGCGCAUUGGGCAUUGGGGUAUCACCAGUGCCGAUGGAACUAUAUUAGCUCAGAUGACGUCCGCACCGUUCAAAAGCGCUUUGACGAAGAAGGCAUGCCAGUAGAUGUAUUCUGGCUCGAUAUCGAGUACUCUCAAGAUCACAAGUACUUCAUGUGGGAGCCGAAGAACUUCCCAGACCCCGUUGACAUGAUUAAUGAUGUCGCUGCUACUGGUCGGCACAUGGUCGUCAUUGUCGACCCUCACUUGAAGCGCGUCAACGAGUAUCCUGUAUAUAAGGAGGCAUCUGAGCGCGGUGUACUCGUGAAGCCAAAGAGUGGCGAGGGUGAAUAUGAAGGAUGGUGUUGGUCCGGCAGUAGCUCGUGGAUUGAUUUCUUUAACCCUGGUGCUUGGGACUGGUGGAAAUCCCUCUUUAAGCCUUACCAACUUGCGAGCGGCGGCUGGUCGUGGACACAGAGCACCGAAGCGGUUCAUAUCUGGAAUGACAUGAACGAGCCAUCUGUCUUCAACGGUCCGGAAAUCUCUAUGCCCAGGGAUAAUGUCCAUUACAACGGUUGGGAACACCGAGAUAUACAUAACAUCAAUGGCAUGCUUUUCUCUAACGCAACAUAUCAAGCCCUUCUGGAACGCUCUGACCCUCCUCAACGCCCGUUCGUCCUGACGCGGUCCUUCUUCGCUGGCUCCCAGCGUUUCGGUGCUAUGUGGACCGGCGACAAUCUUGGUACCUGGGAACACAUGGAGGUGGGAGUCAAAAUGGUACUAGCUAAUGGAAUUGCUGGAAUGUCAUUCGGCGGGUCUGAUGUCGGCGGCUUCUUCGGCAACCCGGAGCCCGAGAUGCUUGUCCGCUGGUACCAAGUCGGAGCAAUGGCCCCCUUCUUCAGAGCUCAUGCUCACAUCGACACAAAGCGCCGCGAGCCCUACCUUCUUGAUCAACCAUACAAAGAUAUUGUUCGUGACAUCUUGAGAUUGCGGUACACCAUGCUCCCCGUGUGGUACACUGCUUUCCGAGAAACUACCGUCACAGGGCUGCCAGUUCUACGCCCUCACUAUGUUAUGUUCCCCGAGGACAAGAACGGAUUCGAUCUUGACGGUCAGUAUUAUAUCGGUUCGUCGGGUUUAUUGGUCAAGCCCGUGACCGAGAAAGGUGCUACCGAAGCGUCCGUCUACCUUGCCGAGGAUCAGGUCUAUUAUGAUUAUUUCUCUCACCAAGUUUAUCGAGGAUCAGCGAAAGGCAAAAACAUCACCGUUCCCGCUGCUCUCCACCAACUUCCUCUCUUCAUUCGUGGCGGCUCCAUCGUCAGUACCCGGGAACGCCCCAGACGCGCCUCCACACUCAUGAAGCGCGAUCCGUUCACAUUACGCGUUGCAUUGGAUAAGAAGGGCAGUGCCCGCGGAGAACUCUAUAUCGAUGACGGUGAAACCUACUCGCACCGCAAUGGGGAGUUUAUCUGGAGGCAGUUCUUCGCUGACAAGGGAAAGAAGGAGCUCCGUAUUUCAAGCAAGGAUUUGGCCGCUUUGAGGCCCAGCGACGCGGUGGAUGGCGUCGCCCUGAAGACUUUCAACCCCGCGAAUGAGUUCGCUAAGAGCGUCAGCGGUGUUCGGGUGGAGCGAAUCGUCGUCUUGGGGUUGGGAAGUAAGCCCAAGAGUGUCAAGGUUGAGGGUGGCCAAAUCCUCGAAUGGGAAUACACUCCUGGGGCUGCAUCAAACGACAAAAAGGAUGGUGCUGCCGGUGUCCUCGUUAUCAAAGAUCCGGCUACUCCAAUAGCGAACAACUGGGAAAUCUUAGUUCAAUUUUAG